GUUGUGGCUAGGGUCUCGGUGCUAUAUGCGCGGAGUAGGGUCCUGAGCUUUACAUCCAGGGUUCCGUGGAAUGCUACAUAAACACAUCUCAGUGUGCAGCCAUUAACUAAUCACAUUAUAAGUCGCCAUGAAUCUACUGUAACCCUUUUGACCUCAAGAAGCCUAAAUAUCCAUUGGCAUCAUUAGCCAAUCACGUUAAUACACGCAGAAUGACCCGACAAAUGUUCUCACCUAGUGAUUUCAACACUUUUACCGCUAACUAUUACCGCCCACUGGGAAACUUAAUCGUGGACUGUGGAACAAAGUAAACCAUUCACUCUUUGCAAAGCAAUUCCUUUAACCAUUUUUCAAUCAAACACGUAGAAAAGGCAUGUUUGCUUGAAAAACAGAGUGAAAAUCGAGUCAGAGACACUUGCUUGUGAAACAUCAAUGUAUAUAGAGAAUACAUUGUUCCAGGCUUUCUAUCAUGUCAUACGAAACAGAAGACCCAUCUAUGGCUUGUGAUUCUUCGUUACAUUCCGUUUUUCCCAGGAAACAUACUGGUCAGACUGAGUUGGCCGAUGCUGAUGAUCAGUAUUCCAAACCUUCACAGAGUGUCCAUGAUGUAAAGACUGUGCAAACCCCAGCAGGACCAAGUGAAACCGUCCCAGAGAUUGAGAUAAAGCUGGAAUCUAGUGACGAUGAAGAUGGGAAGAAUGAAGCUUGUUCCUUUACUCAACCAGGAGCCAGCGCAAGAAGCCUUGUCUCAUAUCCCAAAAAAACUGUGAAUAUUCCAGAUUUUGGGAAGGGUGAAACUGUUGAUAAAGAUUUUAUAAGACCAUUACCUGAUGCUCACAGUCUCAGCCAUUUCCCAUUCCGACCCAUGAGGAAGAGAAAGUCCACAUCAGAAGUGUGGCAGUUUUUUUAUCGUGAUGCUAAUAACAUUUGCCGAGCAAUAUGUGGUAUUUGCAGAAUGAGUGUCAGCCGAGGGAAAUUAGGUGGGAACUUUGGGACAACGGCCCUUAAACGCCAUUUGGAAAACAAACACCCUAUGGAAUGGGCGCAACGAGAAUCAAUGAGACACCAGAGAGGAGAUGAAGAAGAAGAAGAGGAACCUUUUGAGGAGGAAGAAGAAAAGGAUGAACCCUAUGAAAAGACAUUCAAUGAACAUGCUACCUUGUACAGCUCCCAAGAAACCUCUGAAAAUAGCAGAAUGACAUGCAGAACAUAUGAGAUCAUUGAUUCCAGUGAUGAGGGAGAAGAUGACGAUAAAGUUGGGGGGGGAAUAAAUGGAGUGGAGAUUGAUGAGGAGAUUGAAAUAAAGAGGCUGAGGCUUCUCGCCAGGGAGGACAAUAUGAGAAUGAAUCAAUUUCGGGGUUCCACACUUGAUAUGAGAGUCACUGGUAAGCAAUCCAUAGGAAUGGUAAAUAUACAGCUCCCCAGUACAUCAUCUUCGGGUUAUUCCGGAAACUCAUCAGUACCUGCAGGCACCAAGAAAAGGAAAUCUACCUCUGCUGUGUGGCAGUUUUUCUACAUUGACCGCACAAACAUUUGCAGAGCAAUCUGUACUCUUUGCCAGUUAAGUGUCAGCCGUGGAAAACAAGGUGGACAUUUUGGAACAUCAGCAUUAAUGCGGCACCUCGAAGGAAAGCACACGUUAGAAUGGGCAAAAGGCAAGCUGAACAAGUCAAAAAGCAAUAAUAUAAUUGAGGUGGAAGAUGAGGAAGAGGAAGAAGCAGAGGAACAGCUGGAUUCAGUUUUUACUCAUCAACAGGUACCUUUUGGUCAUUUAAGUUCAUCAGGUUUCUCUGAAUAUUCUGAAGUGUCCACUAGUUUGGCCACAGCCAUGCCCUUGGAGUACGAUAAUGGAUUAGUAAAAAGAAGGAGUGAGAUAAGUAGAGACUGUGCCGUGGGUACAUUAUCCUCAGUACAAUAUCAGCACAUUCCUGCCAUGACAAAGGAUGUCAGUGCUAAUGGAAAAUAUGCCCCAAAUCACCCAAAAGCCCAGUCAUGGAACAAGAACAUUACAGAGUUGAUGUGUGGCCUAGCGCUUCCAUAUUCAUUCAUCAACUCCAAAGCAUUCUUGAUGUUUAUGCAAAGAGCAGAUCCUCUUUACUCUUUGCCGAAGAAAUCGUUUUUCUCGGGUAGGGCUGUGCCCCAGUUGUAUGAAGCUGUGUGUGAGCAGGUGGCUGGUGAAUUAAAGAGGUCCGAAUGUGCGCAGGUCCACAUAACUGCACACAUGUGGAACACUGACCUCCCUAUGAAUUUUUUGGCUCUAACAGCACAUUGGGUCAUGUUCACCUCAGAGACUCAGUCAUCCAGUACAAGGAAGUACGCUGUGCUCUGUGUCAAACGAUUUCCCAAACAAUUCAAUGAAAGCAAAAUCCAACAAGAACUCAUUCAUCAGGUUAACCUUUGGCUUUCUCCCAGUGCCCUGAAACCUGGUUUCUUCAUCUGCAGUGGGGACUUCAAUCUUGUCCACGCCAUUAAAGGUGCUAACUAUAGCUAUAUACCUAGCUUUACUCAUUCCCUCAGUAUACUCGUUAUGGAUUUUCUGCAGAAUAACCACUUUAUAAGCAGCAUGCUGGUUGCAGCCAGGAAACUUUGCAGCCAUUUUAUUCACUCUUCCCGAGCAGACAAGAUCCUGAGUGAGCUUCAGUAUCAGUAUAGCUUGCCCAAACACUCAUUGAAACUGGAGACUGUUCCUCAUUGGACAUCUACAUUCUACAUGCUACAGAGACUUCUAGAGCAACAAAGAGCUGUCCAGGAGUAUUUGGCAACAUACAAGUUAGAAUCAGGUGACCUCUUCCUUACUUCUAGCCACUGGAAUCUUAUGGGCUCCUUGGUGUAUCUUUUGCAACCCUUUGAGAUGGCAACACGAGAGGUUAACGCAAGUGAUUGUUCUCUUAGUCAGGUCCUCCCAGAAGUUCGGUAUCUUCACAUAUUCCUUAGACAGAUCAGAGGACAUUUUGAGGGCAAAGGCGAUGCUAAUGGUGUUGUCCUGGCAGAUAGUUUUGCUUUAAAACUUUCCAGAGACUAUGGUGUAAAUGAAAUGUUCCAAAUGGAAGAAUAUGUUUUAUCCACCUUGCUAGAUCCAAGGUUUAAAGGACGGAUAGAGGCCAUACUCCCACCGGGGUCAGAUAUUGACCACUGGAAGCAGGUGCUUGUAAAGAAAGUAAAAGAAGUCAUGAUAUCUUCUGCCUCAUUUUACCCGCCCUCUCGGUAUUCCAAAAGAGCUGCUGUUCCUUUUAAAAGGGAUUCUGAUUGCGACUCUGAGCUUCUAAUGGAAAAGCAUUACAACCUAGAAGAAAAUAUUAACACUGUGUCAACUUGGGGAAGUAUGGCAGAACCUCCUUUAAUUCAGAAAGAUAAAUCACUGAUAGAGCAUUUAGAGAGUGUUGGGCUUAUGGCUUCUGAGAGUACUGGAGCGUCCUUGUCAACUGAGAGCCACUCAGCAUGUGUCAUGGUGGAAAAAUAUCUCCAGGAUAACAAGACAAUUGGAGCCAAGGAGGACCCGUUGGGCUACUGGGAAAAGAGAAAGUGGCUGUGGCCAGCUCUGACCAAGCUUGCCAUAAUGUAUCUGACUUGCCCACCUUCAAGUAUUUUUGCAGAGCGUGUCUUUAAGUCUCCUCGUGGCUUUGUAGACACACAGUGUUCUUUAGAAGUUGUGGAAGGGAUAGAGCAUAUUUAUUUUCUGAAAGCUAAUCUGGAAAACUUCCCUCACUAUACUCCACCACCUCUAAUCUCCUCAUCAGACAACGAGAUGGAGCAAAGCGAUAACGAAGAUGGGUUUUAGAAGGACAAUCCAAGACUACAUUCUUUGUAUUUUGGUGAAUCCAUGCUCACAUUUGGAAGAAGACACUACAAAAGCAUAACUUCCUAAUACAUGCAUUUACUAAAAGUCAGUGAUUGUGUACCCCUCUUAAUAGAAAUUAACUUGACACCAGGGAUUUCUUAAAGAAGUGAUAUUAUAAGUUGGGUUUUACCACAAUUGUUAAUGCAUUAUGUAAGUAAUGCAUUAAAUAAGUAGUUUGUAAUAAGUGUAAAAAUAAAUAUAAAUAU
Molecule: messenger RNA, 4041 nt
Organism: Pelobates fuscus (common spadefoot toad)
Lineage: Eukaryota; Metazoa; Chordata; Amphibia; Anura; Pelobatidae
Product: zinc finger BED domain-containing protein 6-like
Exons: 2
Coding region: 467-3775 (1102 amino acids)
Cellular component (GO): nucleus
Molecular function (GO): protein dimerization activity; DNA binding
Source: RefSeq, a predicted model, not a curated record